AUGCAAAGGAGGAGAAAUGUUGGGAUGAAGAUGGCUGGUUCCAAUGAGACUUGGUGGCAUGGGGUGGCUAUGGGGCAAGGCGAGCGCCCAGUGGUGAGCAAGGCGUGGAGGAGGUUAGCGACGCCUAGGGUGGAGGCUACCGGUGCGGCUAAAGCCCAUGAUGGCUGGCUGCAUGGGUUUGGGAAAACAGUGAGAAAAUGGGGGAUGAAGGAGGUGGUAGUGCGGGUUGGUCCGGCCGCAACUCUGGUGAAUGGGGGCUGGACGACUGAAGGCGUGGUGGGUCAUGGUGGAGGCUUGGCCGGUGACUGGGAUUCUGGUGAUGUGUAG
Messenger RNA from Sphenostylis stenocarpa, 327 nucleotides. The record is from the annotation of a GenBank genome assembly. NCBI's taxonomy places the organism in Eukaryota, Viridiplantae, Streptophyta, Magnoliopsida, Fabales, Fabaceae.